Cladocopium goreaui is the source of this 435-nucleotide messenger RNA. NCBI's taxonomy places the organism in Eukaryota, Dinophyceae, Suessiales, Symbiodiniaceae. The record is from the annotation of a GenBank genome assembly.
AUGACACGCCCGGAGAAGAAGGCCAGACCUGGGCCCAGAAAUCGCGUUGCAGCAGCAGCAGCAGCUGCUGCUCCUCCAGCAGCAGCAGCCAGCAGCAGCGCAAGACCCUCUGAGCCACCAGCACCACCGCUGGCCGAGCCACUGCCAGCCCAGCCGCUUGCGCCACCACCACCAGGGCUGGUGGGAUAUGGGCAAAUUACUGACCCAGUGAUGUGUGAAAUCUUGCGUGAUUAUCGCAUCUCUACGACCGUGGGCAGCAGAUUGUCAACUUUGUCCCUCGUGUCCCAGGCUGCCAUUUUGUCCAGGCUUCUGUACAAGCGGGCCCAAGAUGAUGAGUCCUUUGAUGGCUGGCUCAUGAAGGCAAUCCGCCGCUCUGAUUCAAAUAAGCUGGUCCAUCCACGGCUAACUUUGGAUGGGGAACAUGUCAAUGUUUGA